UGACUUACACAGAAGACCUCAGCAGAAAACAGGACCAACCGAUAGGACCUCAGUAACCAGCAUGCAGCGCUUAAACAGCAGGGCAGAGAGCCAUCUGAGCAGUCAGGUAGAGUGUGAACUACAGAGUGUAGGAAAACGAGGGUGGGUGAACCAGGCAUACUGUGGUACCCCUCCACAGGUACGAAACUCUGUCAGCACUGUCUACAACAUUCCACCCCAUUUUGGUACACCUAACCCCUACCAGGCCGAGGCCACAGUGCUAAAUCAAGAGCCAGAAAAGAAGAAAUCCGGAUGCUGCUCUACUUUAGUUAAAGGACUAUGGGGAACAACACUGACAGAGGACACAACAAAAAACCAGGAGCUCUUUCUCAAAACAACUCUCAGAGAAUUAUUUGUCUACAUUCUUUUCUUAGUGGACAUAUGUUUAUUGACCUAUGGCAUGACCAGCUCAAACACCUACUACUACACUAAAGUCAUGAAUGAUUUGUUUGUGAAUUCAUUUGAGUCGAUUGGCAGCAUGGACGAUUUUUGGACAUAUGCAGAAGGUCCACUGAUGGAUGGCCUUUACUGGACUACAUGGUACAAUAACCAGCCUCUUGACACUGGCUCACACUCCUUCAUUUACUAUGAGAACAUGCUCCUGGGAGUCCCUCGUAUGCGACAGAUAAAAGUGAAAAACAAUUCGUGCAAGGUGCCCACAGACUUUCGUUCUGAAAUCGCAGAUUGUUUUGAUGUGUACAAUGAGAAGAAAGAAGAUGAAAGUGUGUUUGGACUCGUCAAUGGAUCAGCAUGGAACUACCACACAGAAACUGAGAUGAAAGGAUCGAGUCACUGGGGUUUGCUGUCCACAUACAGUGGAGCAGGAUAUUAUCAGGACCUUGCUUUGAAUAAAAGUGACAGUGCUGCUGUUAUAGAAGAACUCAAAGAAAACCUGUGGCUGGACCAUGGAACUAGAGCUGUGUUCAUUGAUUUUACAACAUACAAUGCCAACAUCAAUCUCUUCUGUGUUAUAAGGUUGGUGGUUGAGUUCCCUGCCACUGGUGGAGCAAUACCUUCCUACCAGAUCCGGACAGUCAAACUGAUUCGGUAUGUUACCUCAUGGGAUUACUUCAUCAUCGGCUGUGAGAUGGUUUGCGUGUUCAUUCUUUACUACAUUGUGGAGGAGAUACUGGAGGUCCGCAUACACAAAUGCUCAUACUUCACCAGCAUCUGGAACAUUCUGGAUGUGGUAGUGUUACUGCUUGCUGUUGUUGCAAUCGUCUUCAAUGUGUUCCGGACUAUCAAAGUAAACAAUCUACUUGGAAGCUUACUAAAAAAUUCUAGCAUUUACGCAGAUUUUGAAUUUCUGGCAUUUUGGCAAACUCAGUACAACAACAUGAAUGCUGUAAACUUGUUUUUUGCUUGGAUCAAGAUAUUCAAAUACAUCAGUUUCAAUAAAACAAUGUCACAGCUGUCCUCUACGCUGGCACGCUGUGCCACAGACAUCCUGGGGUUUGCCGUCAUGUUCUUCAUUGUGUUUUUCGCCUAUGCCCAGCUGGGCUAUCUUCUGUUUGGUACUCAGGUUGAAUCAUUCAGCACAUUUCAGAAAUGCAUCUUCACACAGUUUCGGAUCAUCCUUGGAGACUUCGACUACGAUAGCAUUGACAGAGCAAACAGAAUCCUGGGGCCAAUAUAUUUUUUCACAUAUGUGUUCUUUGUCUUCUUUGUGUUACUGAACAUGUUUCUAGCCAUUAUCAAUGAUACAUACUCUGAGGUUAAGGAGGAGCUUGCUUCCCAAAAUGAUGACCUCCAUAUUACAGACCUUUUCAAACAGACUGUGAUGAAGCUGAAAUUCAAAAAGGACAGAAUCUCAGAUGUUCAGAAGGCCUUGGAUGGGUCAAAAGACUUGGAGUUCAGAGACUUUAGAGAAACACUAAAAGAAAUGGGUCAUGAUGAUCAGGAUAUCUCUGAAGCUUUCUCUAAAUAUGAUCAUGAUGGCAAUCAGAUUCUCGACCGUAAGGAGCAGGAGAAAAUGAAACGAGAGCUGGAGGAAAAAAGGAAUGCACUCAACACAGAGCUUCAAAACCUUACGCAUGGAAAAAAAGCAGAUGAUGACGACGAGAGGAAAAACCCAAGCUCACUGACUCAGGAACGCUUUCAGAUGUUGGUUAAACAAGUGGCUGAAAUGGAAGGUGCUCUAGCAAUCACAAUGUCCAAGAUUGACAUGCUCAUGGAAAAACUGGGAUUGCAGGACCCUGAAAAAGCAAACAAAACACAAAACAAUGGGAAAACACCUGGCAACCAGAAAUGAGCAAAAAGGUCACAAAACUGGGAAAGCGAAGUUAUGGUAAACACAAAUCCCCAUCUUGGUCCAUGGCUGCUCAAUUGAGAAAUGAAUACAUUAUUUUUCAGCUAAAGCAGGGCCCACUGUCACAGAGACUAUUAACUCUAUAUGUCAUUGAAGCAGACAUGACCAAAAUGCCUAGGAAACUACAAGGGACCAGCAAAGACAUCGACUAAAGAAAAAGCUUGCUCUCUCAUAUCUGGAUUAUAGGGUAGAUAACUACAGUAAACGUUAUUCUAGAAAUAAUUUCAUAAUUUUAGCAAAUUAUGUAUAUAUUAGUAGUUUUAAACAACUAUUUCAUCAGAGAAGCAAGCCAACAACCUGCAGAAAUCAUACCUCAGCAUAUACUUUAAAGAUUAUGUAUUUUGUGUCUUGUAUAUUUGCUGUAUUGUAACACUAGAGUGCGUCAUACAUAGCAUUUCGAAAAUGCUAACAUAAUUACUAACCUCACCACUGACAUGCAAGAGAAUUCUGUAUGGCAGCUCAAGGGUCUGUAUUAGGGGUCUUGUAAGACAGCCACUGCAGUGUCCUUGAGCAAAAGAUAACCAUCUUGCGUGUACAUUUGGAUAAAGGCAUUUACCCAGUGGAAUGAUGAUCAGAAGAUAAACUACAUGAGAAUUCAGGUGUUUGAUAAGCCAUAUUCUGGCUUUACCAUUCGGAUAGAAAGUGAAAAAGAAAUGUAUUGUGUAAAGUGUGUAACUCUCGCUGUUGGUUAACUGUGGGUUUAAAAAAUAAAUUAAAAAAUGUUCAUGUAUGAUGUAACUAAUUGUAGGCAUAUUUAAACUUAUUUAUGUUCUGAUCUUGACUUGUGAAUGUAAAAUUGCUUGAACCUGAAACAUUUCAUGCUUAAGAUGUUAUGCAGUAGCUGCAAACUGUCAAGGAUUAAGCUUUUAAAUAUUAUAUUUUUUCUAAAAGUUAAGCUAUACUUGCUUUUAAAAGUAUAAAAACAGUAUGUUAUUUUAAGCACAAAAUAAAAACAUACAUUAAAGUAUUCCUAGUCCAAUGGUUCAUUUAUUGAGACUCAUUUAGACUUAAAAUUAUCAAAUGCUAGACUGCAUUCAAACAUUUUACCUAUUACAUUCAGUUCCUGAAGCAACCUCAACAAAUGUGAUUUGAAACAUGCAUUUCAAAUCUACAAAUUCCCCCCCGGGAAAAAAAGAAAAAAAAUCCCCAAAUCUCAUUUGUCUGGCUACUAGAGAAAAUGGCACGCAUAUUUGUCAAAACUGCAAAUGGAGAAAAUUCUACUAUAGGGUCUAAAAUCAACAAUACAGCUUUCUACAAGGGUCUCGG
Molecule: messenger RNA, 3613 nt
Organism: Silurus meridionalis
Lineage: Eukaryota; Metazoa; Chordata; Actinopteri; Siluriformes; Siluridae
Gene: pkd2l1
Product: polycystic kidney disease 2-like 1
Biological process (GO): potassium ion transmembrane transport; detection of mechanical stimulus
Cellular component (GO): membrane
Molecular function (GO): calcium-activated potassium channel activity; sodium channel activity; calcium channel activity
Source: RefSeq, a predicted model, not a curated record